Nicrophorus vespilloides is the source of this 4087-nucleotide messenger RNA. RefSeq names its product active breakpoint cluster region-related protein (gene RhoGAP1A). Bases 644 to 3898 code for a protein of 1084 amino acids. The transcript is spliced from 14 exons. Gene Ontology annotation, cellular component: membrane. The record is from RefSeq and is a predicted model, not a curated record. Lineage: Eukaryota; Metazoa; Arthropoda; Insecta; Coleoptera; Silphidae. Gene Ontology annotation, biological process: signal transduction; positive regulation of GTPase activity. Gene Ontology annotation, molecular function: guanyl-nucleotide exchange factor activity; GTPase activator activity.
AAAUAUUACUGGCGCAAGUGUUUGGCAUUAAAUCUGUGAAUUGUUGUGAUACAAAGUCAUACAGAAUUAUGCAAUUAAUUUAGUCACGAGUGAAUGUAAUUAACAGUAAAUGAAAUUUAAAAAAAAUAGUGCUAUCAUCCCACGUCGCAGGAGGAAAUCUUUAUUUAGCGAAAAUAGCUUUCCAAACGCAUACAUAAUGAAGUAAUUUUAAUUGCAAUGCGAGUCACAUAGCUGCGAGUGUGGAUAAUACUUGACUUGUACGCGUUUACAUAGAGAUUGGUUAAGAUAAUAUUGUGCGUCGAUAGGUGUGGACGAGGCGGUAUUAUUUUCAUGAGGCUAUGAGCGUGAUCUAAUUAUAAUCAUUAAUCACAGUUCGUGAUAAGCGCUGAAACGCAUAAACGACGGUUUAUCUUUUCGACGUGAAGUUGUUUCGAACUUGGCUGCAUUGCAUCCUGCGCUACGCUGCGUUUGGAUUUGGGUGUACUUACUGGGGGGAUGGACGUGAACUGUCAUUCAUCAGUCGCGUCAAAUUGCAAAUAGAUUAAAGUUUUUAUGGGUGUUUACACUGUUUACAUGGUUCCGCAAUAAAUACGAACGAGUGUACAUACGAUGGUCAUUGUCUUCGACGAAUAAACAAUUGAAAAUGAGCGUGUUUGGUGAUUUUCAGCAAGUCUGGUCGCAACGGUUCCCGGAGAGUGCGUUGCCCAGUGCUUGGGAGGAAGAUAUCAGAGCGAAUCUUGAGAAGCACAAACACAAAGUGAGACUGCUGAAGGAGGAACUGGACAAGGAGAUCAUCUAUGUGGAGUAUCUGGAGAGGCUCCUCUCUGACAUUGAAGAGAAGAAGGUGGAAAAAAAGACUGAUUUUGAGGAAAAUCCUGCUGGCCAGAUAGAUACUGACUCUUUAUCUAAUCAGAAACCUGAUGAUAAUAUAGUACCGACUGCACCACCCUGUGAGUCACCAGACACAGAGACUUCAGUUAACAAGUGCAUUAGUGAAUUGACAUCAUUCAAAUCAGCAUCACUGCAAAGGAAAACUAGUGAACCCACCAAAAGUGACACUUCGAAUAAUGAUCCCAGCAGUUUUGUGACUGUAAUUGAAGUUAACGGGAUUAAAAACACUACAGUUUCAUCAUCACCAAGCAAGCAUCCACCAAUACCACCACUUAAGCCCAAGUUUAGAGCUAACUCGUUGAGAGAAGAAGGCCCAUCCAGGAGUGCUAGUGCAGAAUCAAUCCGCUCUUCCAGUGAGCAAUUAUCACCAGCUGAUGAACCUUAUUAUGAUGUUGUGGCCACAGACACUGAUGAAGCUCUAAUCAAAAGUAUUGGUUCGAGCACUGAAAAUGUUUUCUCGAAUUCGAGUACUCUACCACUGCACGCAAAACACGCAUCGCUGCAAAGCGUUGGCCCCGAGCCACAAUCGCCGGAACCACAAUCCAAUUACGUGAAUAUCGAAUAUUUUAUUCACAAGAGCAACAUGAGUCACGAUAGUGAUGAAGAUGAACAAAUGUAUCAAGAAGAUAUUCCUUUGAGGAGGAAUAAUGACAACGGUUCGUACGCAAGCUCUAGUUCCUUAGAGUCAUCAACGCCAGCGACUAGAAGGAAGUUUAGCCAAAUCAGUUUUACGGAUUCCGAGAGGGGUGAUGGAAAAUCAUCAAUGUAUAAAAGUCUUUUGAUUAAUAUCAUAGACAGUGAAUCCACAUAUGUCGAAUGGCUAUUUGUUUUUAUUACGUAUAUGAAAGCAAUCAAAGGAACACUGAAUACAUCGCAACCAGUAAUAUCUUUGGACGAGUUUAAUACGAUUUUUUACAAAAUUCCUGAACUCCACGAAUUGCAUACCAAUUUUCUUGAGAGCCUGAAAAGACAUUCUAACAAAUGGGAUACCAGAGUAGGAGAUAGUUUUAAAUUCAUGGCGCAGAAUUUAGAGUUAUACGGUGCUUUUUUGAGUAAUUAUGGCAGGGCUGUUGACACCGCUAAAAAGUGCAGCAGCGCUAACACUCGUUUCGCCGAUAUAUCGAGGAACAUCACAUGCAAGAACCUAUCCGGUCAGCCUAUUUCGCUGGAGGAUCUUUUGCAUAAGCCGGUUGCAAGGGUGCAGAAAAACGCGAUGGUACUUCACGAUCUGUUGAAGUACACGCCUGAUUCCUCACCAGAUUACAAUUCGUUUUGCGAGGCCCUCGAGAUUACGCAGAAGUUUUUGGACCAAUUCAACAUGAUCCAAACCAAAUCCAUGUUCCCUGCCAACGACAGGGCACAACGUCGUCUAGUCAAAAAUUCGUUCAUCGUCGAAUUCGUCGAGAACUCACGCAAAUUGAGGCACCUAUUCCUGUUCAAUGAUGUCAUAGCAUGCGCUAAAUAUAAGGUUUUAUUUCAGUCAUCGGGUAGAAACGAAAAAUACACAUUUGAGUUGAAAUGGUUUAUACCCGUUGAAGAAAUUUUAAUCCUCGAAGAAUCAACUGCCAAUCCUCACGAAGUUCCAACCACCGAGUUGGUCAGUUUAAAAUCACAAGCAUCGAAUACUCGUGAUAAUUUGAGACAAGAUGAGAAGGUUGGAGAAGACAAGAAAAGUCGCCUGGGUCGUGGCAGUACUGAUAAGCUGCGUAAACGCCUCCUGGAACUGGAGAGCCAAUUGGUCUUGGUCUCUCCAAAUUUGAUAUUCAGAAUUAAACAUCGCAAUCAGCCCAAACAGUACACUUUCUUCCUGUCAUCAGAGUUUGAGCGGACGCAAUGGGUAGAAACCAUAAAGACCUUACAGAAGACCAGCAGACCGCCGGCACCCAGUGCAAGCUUUAGUAUGCUAGAUCUUCAAGGGUGGAUAACGGCCUGCAGGACGUACUUGAAAACGAACAUGGGUUCGUACUUGUUGCGCAGCGGCCACGAUGAAAGUCUGCUCGUAGGCGAUCUGCACAUCACCGUUUUCGACUUGCAAGGUUUGGAGUAUGCUGCAGACGUGUACAUAUGUAUCGAGGUCGACUUCUACGGCCACUUCUUCCGCAAGGCCAAAACCAAAAUGUCAUGCAAGUCGAAUUCACCGCAAUGGAAUGAAAAUUUUAUUAUUGAUCUAGAAGGCUGCGAAAAUCUAAGGAUAUUGGUCUAUAGGGACACCGGAACGCAAUCUACAUUAUUUGGGAAACACACUCAACAGCUAAGCAGGCAGUGGUUGCAUCAGAAUACGACUGAAAAAAAACUAAAGAUCAACGGUUGUGAGUUGAGGAUUGGUCUUAAGUACAUCCCUUAUGAGGUGUCGCCGAAUAGACGUGUCCCUAGCAAAGCUGGUCCACUUUUUGGCGAGAAAAUUUCACAGAUUUGCAAGCGACAAAAACGGGACAUCCCAUUCAUUGUUUCAUCUUGCGUGAGAGAAGCGGAAAGACGUGGUAUGUCCGAAGUUGGUAUCUACAGAGUGUCUGGAUCCGCAUCGGACUUGGGCAAAUUAAGGAAGUCCUUUGAAACAAAUCCAUACGAAGCAGAACAGUUGCUGAAGGAGGUAGAUAUACAUUCGGUUACCGGUAUCCUGAGGACUUAUCUUCGUGAGCUACCGGAGGCCCUGUAUACGGACACACUGUAUCCAUCACUUUUAGAGGCUUUUAAUAGCAAUGAAAAUUUAACUAAACGGACUGAUCUUCUACGAGAUAUUUCCAAGAAAUUGCCAAAGGAAAACAAAGCCACUAUAGAUUUUAUCCUGGAGCAUCUUAUACGAGUUUACCAACAUGAGAAUGAGAACAAGAUGUCGUUACAUAAUUUGGCUACCGUUUUCGGGCCAACCUUGUUGCGAUCCAGCUGCAAAUUGGACAACAAGCAGAAAAAUCAUUUAGCAUCAGAAACUGUAGACGUGAUGGCACAGGCUGGAAUUCUGUACUGUUUCCUGCAGGAUUUGAAUUCCAACUUCAGGAAGGACUGUUGACACUAGUUGCCUUCAAACAAUUAUUUUACCAAUCGUACUACUGCUACAUAAAAUAGAACUGAUAAUUGCAGUUAUUAUUAACUAUAAUAUGUAAUACUUUAUACCUUCCAUAUUAAUGCAUUUUUUUAAAAUAGCUUGUAGGUAAGUUUAUAAAGAAAUGAGGAGUGGUUAAAACAAAAAAUACAAAAC